AUGUUGACCACGAGGCCUAGGCCUAUAACGGUUCUAAUUGCUACAGAAUUCUUCUUUCCUGAUAUAGGUGGGAUUGAAACUCAUGUCCUUAAGUUAUCGCAAAACUUGAUAAAAUUAGGAUUUAAAGUAGUGGUUCUCACCAGGGGUUUCGGUGAUAGAAGGGGAAUUAGAUAUAUGUCAAAUGGAUUAAAGGUUUACCAUAUACCUAGUAAAGGAUUUAUAGAACCAUGCGGUCUCUGCACAUUUAUGGAUUUGUUUCCAAUUUAUCGCAACAUAUUAAUUAGGGAACAAGUGGAUAUAAUACACACACAUCAGGGUUCUUCUAGGUUCAAAUAUGAAAUUAUGCUUUGGGGGAGCUUGAUGGGAUAUAGAACCGUGUUUACAGAUCACAGUUUGUUCAGUUUUUCUGAUUUAGGUCCAGCAUUUUUAAAUGAAGUUUUGAAACAUUUUUCUGUUUUUGAAGAUCAUAUAAUUUGCGUUUCAAAUAGACACCGAGAAAAUUUGGUUUUGAGAGCUGAAAUUGAUCCUAGAAAUGUUUCAGUUAUCGGAAAUGCACUUGAUUCUAAAGAAUUUAAAUCCACUAUCAGACCUUCAUAUGAUAAGAUUAUUAUAGUUGUUAUAAGUAGACUUACGGAAAGAAAAGGAAUUGGUUUGCUUAUUAAAGUGAUACCCAUAGUUUGUCAGCGCCACGACAAUGUUUUUUUUAUAAUUGGGGGAGAUGGCCCAAUGUUCCCAAAUGUGAAGGCAACAAUAGACAAAUAUUACUUACAUGACAGAAUCAAGCUUUUAGGUUCUGUUCCAAAUCACAAAGUUUGCAAAGUUCUAGAGCAGGGUCAUAUCUUCUUGAGUACAUCUCAGACAGAAUCCUUUUGUAUAGCUCUCUUGGAGGCUGCAUCGUGUGGUUUGAUCUCAGUGGCAACCCGUGUUGGUGGUGUUCCAGAGGUUUUACCUAAAGAUAUGAUACUUUUGUCUGAAUAUGAUGCGAACAGCAUAGCUGAUCGUAUAGAUGAUGCCAUAGCUAUCCUACCAAAUACAAACAAUAAAGGUUUCCAUGAAAGGAUUAAAAAUAUGUAUUCUUGGGAAAAGGUUUCCAAAAACGUGGCUAAUGUGUACUUCAAAAUAUUAUCAUACCCAAAGUUAUCCUUAUACGAACGCUUUAAGAGAUUAUAUCAUUUAAGCAAUUACUUUGGUAAAAUUGUUAUAAUGAUGUCUGCAAUAGCCUAUAUUGAGUGGGCUUCUUCUGAGUGGGAUGAAAUUGACAUAUCACCGGAUUGGGCCAAUUUUCACUUAUAG
Theileria equi strain WA is the source of this 1293-nucleotide messenger RNA. Its product is annotated as glycosyltransferase, putative. The record is from RefSeq and is a predicted model, not a curated record. Gene Ontology annotation, molecular function: phosphatidylinositol N-acetylglucosaminyltransferase activity. Gene Ontology annotation, cellular component: glycosylphosphatidylinositol-N-acetylglucosaminyltransferase (GPI-GnT) complex. The transcript is spliced from 8 exons. Gene Ontology annotation, biological process: GPI anchor biosynthetic process. Bases 1 to 1293 code for a protein of 430 amino acids. NCBI's taxonomy places the organism in Eukaryota, Apicomplexa, Aconoidasida, Piroplasmida, Theileriidae.